Xyrauchen texanus (razorback sucker) is the source of this 1909-nucleotide messenger RNA. It is a transcript of the gene mycla, whose product is annotated as MYCL proto-oncogene, bHLH transcription factor a. Gene Ontology annotation, molecular function: DNA-binding transcription factor activity, RNA polymerase II-specific; RNA polymerase II cis-regulatory region sequence-specific DNA binding; protein dimerization activity. The coding region runs from base 279 to 1394 and encodes 371 amino acids. The record is from RefSeq and is a predicted model, not a curated record. Gene Ontology annotation, biological process: regulation of transcription by RNA polymerase II. The transcript has 3 exons. Lineage: Eukaryota; Metazoa; Chordata; Actinopteri; Cypriniformes; Catostomidae.
UACACUGCACCACGCGAAUAUAUCGUUGCUGCUGUUGUAACAGGACACCCACUUUAUUUACGCAAGGACAACAAACAAAACUUUUCGGGUUAAACGGACGUAACACAAAGGCGGUUGCAGUGGCGCGAGCUUUUGUUCAUUGAGCGCGCGUGUAACGGAGUUUUUGCUGCUCCCAUAACCGGAUUCUACGCUUCUUUGUUCUAAGUUGCGCGGCUCUCCAUGGACUUCGCUGGUCUGUGAUCCCAUGCAGCAAUCGAUACUCUAGAAGUUCUGCAGCAAUGCCUGGAGGCAACACUCCAACGCUGUACAGCUGGGAGAUGGAGCACUACUUUUACGACGAGAUGGAAACAGAGGAAGAUUUUUUUAAGUCUUCUGCUCCGAGCGAGGACAUAUGGAAGAAAUUUGAGCUGCUUCCCACCCCACCCAUGUCGCCCUCAAGGACGUUGGAUGGGGACUGGUUACUGUCGUUACCGGCGCCGCCGAAGGUAUUAACAUGUGACGAAGAGUACGAGGGGUUGCACAAGUUCGACCCUCUGGACGUUUUUGGAAAUCUCGGAUCUAUCGUUAUCAAAGACUGUAUGUGGAGCGGGUUUUCCACUAGUCACCGGCUGGACAAAGUGUCUCACGGCGAGCGAGCACCGGUGAUGGCUCAGUUUCAGACCUCUACCUCAUUACACGCAGCCUUGACCACACAGAAGUUUAUCCGUGCCGCACCGGGCACGCCCGGCUCCCAGGCGGCACAGUGCGUAAACCCCGCAGCGGUCCUCGAGCUCCCUGUCCCGCUUAGCAAGAAAGGGGCUGCAGGGUCUUCCGGUUCUGAGAGUCGCUCGGAUUCAUCCGAUGAUGAGGAUAAAGAUGAAAUUGACGUGGUGACUGUGGACAACCGACCGAAGCGUGGUCGCCCUCCAAACCGUCGGACUCCAGUGACAAUCACUGUGAGUGCGGAUCCAUUUGGACCGUGUCCCAAACGCUUCCAUGUGUCUCUACAUCGGCAGCAGCACAAUUACGCUGCCCCCUCCCCUGACACAGAACCUGAGGAUGACUUUGAUGAAGUGGAGUCUGUGAGGAAACGCCCAUGUCUGGAGCCUUCAUCUCCUUCGUCUCCACUCUCCUCACCUGCCACCUCGGACUCUGAAGACUUCAGCGAACAGCGCCGGAAUUUCUUGGAGAGGAAGAGGAGGGAUGACCUUCGCUCCAGGUUCCAAGUACUCCGACAGGAGAUUCCAGGUCUGUCCGGAACGUCAAAGACUUCAAAGGUGGCAAUUCUGACACGUGCAACAGAUUAUUUGCAGCAGCUGCAUGAGUGUCAGCGUCGUCAGGCUCAGGAGAGAAGGAAACUGAAAGCAAAACAACAACAGCUUCUCCGCAGGAUCAGCGUAUUGCAGAACUCCUGAAAAACAUUCACUUUAACUCAAAAGCGUCUUUAAUGUUUCUAAAGCUCAUUAUGAAUGAGAACUCUAAUAUCAUUUUGUGACUAAAAUUGACUCAAGUCACUACCUGCAGGGAGACCUAUGAAGCCCACACUGAAUUUUGCCAUUCUAGAAGGGAUCUGUACUAUGUGUGUGCCAAGGUGUUUGCUUUUGGUGAGGCUUUAGACUUAAGACACAGAACUUUGUGCAAGACAUGUAAACCUCAGUGAAUGGGAAAAGUGGAAGCUAUUAUUGGUUGAAACAUCUUCCUCCUAUAGGAAGAAGGGUGGGUUGUGUGUAUGUGAGCACAUGGUGGUGUGUAGGGUAUUAUGUGAUUGUUGCAAGGUGUUCUAACACAUUUUGUAUCAGGUUUUCCUGAUGGGCCUAUAGUAGGAAACCUGAAGUGUCUUGUCCAUAACAUGAUCUGUAAAUACUGUAUUCUGAGGAUGUUCUCCUCUACUCCAUGAACUGCAAAGAGAAUCUAUUUUGUUAAAGAAUAA